This is a messenger RNA of Histoplasma capsulatum G186AR, 2735 nucleotides long. Its product is annotated as armadillo repeat protein. The record is from RefSeq and is a predicted model, not a curated record. NCBI's taxonomy places the organism in Eukaryota, Fungi, Ascomycota, Eurotiomycetes, Onygenales, Ajellomycetaceae. The coding region runs from base 1 to 1743 and encodes 580 amino acids. Gene Ontology annotation, molecular function: protein binding; protein-membrane adaptor activity. Gene Ontology annotation, cellular component: fungal-type vacuole membrane. Gene Ontology annotation, biological process: vacuole inheritance; nucleus-vacuole junction assembly. The transcript is spliced from 6 exons.
AUGGGGAAUGCUUGCUUGGCCUGCCUAACAGGUACCUACUCCAAGAUCGAUAGAUGGUGCCGUAUAUCUUAUUUACUGGCUCCCAUCAAAGGUCGAUCUAGGGAUGGUCUCUACGAACCCAUCCUGGCUGAUAACGAACGCGAAGCUGUCGCUGAUUUGCUCCAGUAUCUCGAGAACCGAAAUGAAACCGAUUUCUUCAGUGGAGAGCCGCUCAGUGCUCUUAGCACCCUAGUAUACUCAGACAAUGUUGACCUCCAACGAAGUGCUAGCUUAACGUUCGCUGAGAUCACGGAAAGAGAUGUCCGGGAAGUCAAUAGAGAAACCCUUGAACCUAUUCUAUUCCUCCUCCAGAGCCCCGAUAUCGAAGUACAACGAGCGGCGAGCGCAGCUUUGGGGAAUCUCGCUGUCAAUACGGAAAACAAGGUUAACAUCGUCCUGCUUGGGGGGCUGGCACCUCUAAUACGGCAAAUGAUGUCACCCAAUGUCGAAGUACAAUGCAAUGCCGUCGGGUGCAUCACCAACCUAGCCACCCACGAAGAUAACAAAGCCAAAAUUGCGCGAUCAGGUGCUCUUGGGCCUUUGACAAGACUGGCGAAAUCAAAAGACAUGCGUGUACAACGGAAUGCCACCGGGGCCCUACUAAACAUGACCCAUUCCGAUGAAAAUAGACAGCAACUAGUCAUCGCCGGUGCCAUACCUGUUUUAGUGCAACUACUCUCUUCCUCCGAUGUCGAUGUUCAGUACUACUGUACAACGGCGCUUAGCAAUAUUGCAGUGGACUCAGACAAUAGAAAGAAGCUCGCACAAACAGAGUCCCGCCUUGUUCAAUCCCUCGUCCAGCUCAUGGACUCUUCCACUCCCAAAGUACAAUGCCAAGCUGCCCUGGCCCUGAGAAAUCUUGCCUCCGAUGAGAAAUAUCAACUUGAGAUAGUCCGUGCUCGAGGCCUUGCACCAUUACUCAGGCUGCUUCAGUCAUCAUACCUCCCCCUCAUCCUCUCAGCAGUUGCAUGCAUCCGAAAUAUUUCUAUACAUCCCCACAACGAAUCGCCAAUUAUUGACGCGGGAUUCUUAAAACCACUCGUGGAUCUACUCGGUUCGAUAGACAAUGAGGAAAUUCAGUGCCACGCCAUCUCCACCUUACGGAAUUUGGCGGCUAGUUCAGAUCGCAAUAAGGAGCUAGUCCUUCAAGCAGGUGCCGUGCAGAAAUGCAAGGAACUUGUUUUGAAAGUGCCCUUGAGCGUGCAGUCUGAGAUGACGGCUGCAAUUGCAGUUCUCGCUCUUAGUGACGAGCUGAAAUCGCACCUUCUAAAACUCGGCGUUUUUGAUGUUUUGAUUCCUCUGACGGAUUCAGAAAGCAUAGAAGUGCAAGGAAAUAGUGCUGCUGCGUUGGGGAACUUGUCUUCCAAAGUUGGUGACUACUCUAUAUUCGUGAGAGAUUGGUCAGAGCCGAACGGCGGCAUUCACGGAUACCUAAGCCGGUUUCUGGCGAGUGGUGACCCAACUUUCCAGCACAUCGCAAUCUGGACUCUGCUCCAGCUCCUUGAAUCCGAAGAUAAGCGGUUACAAGGCUAUAUUACUCGCUCAGAAGAUAUUGUUGAUAUGGUUAAGGCGAUUGCUGAUAAGAAUGUCGAAUCUGACGAAGAAGAAGGCGGUGAGGAUGAUGAAGGUGAGGUUGUCGCUUUGGCGCGACGGUCACUAGAGUUGCUUGGCCAGGGGCCUAAACAAAUACUCGUUGAAGGUUGAGCAAUGAUUGGCUUCCUUGUCUAGCUUCAUUGGUAGUGUGGUGCUCACGGUAUUGUGGUAUUUUCGACAUCACCAUAUAUCUUUUCCCUAAUAGUGUUUAUUCCGCCCGCUACUCAUAUUUUCCAUCUCGCAAGGAGUUCCGCGAGGGCAUGUUGCUUGCGUUUGGUGGCUUUUGUUUUUGUUUUUACAUUUGCUCUAUAGGGGUUUAAUCAACCCUCUAUCGGAUAUAUUUUUUUUUUUUCGUUUUGUGUUUGUGCUUUCUGCUUUCCUUGUGCCCAUGUUUCUUUCCCUCCGCUCUCCUGUUACGUUUGUUCAAGACAAGAGCCAAUACUGGCUCUUGGAAGAGGUUCUCUCUUCUUGUAUUCUUUCUUGUCUGCCUACGCCGAUCAGUUUUUAUAUUCUUCAUUUUUCCUAUCCUUUUUUUCGCUGUUCUUUUUACACAUAUUCCCUUUGGUAUAUCGUUUUUCUUCUGUGUCCUUUUUCUUUUUCUUUUUUCUUUUUCCUAUUUGUUUCUGUUUUGUAUUCACCUUUAUACCUUUACUUUCUUCCGUCUCCAUUCCACUGAUGAUAAUGGUGAAUUAGUAUUAGCUUGUGAAAAGGUUCCAGUAGGAGAUGAUGACCCCUGGCUGUUAUUGAGAUGAGUGGGUAGCAUAAGCAUAUUCCGAUACGCUCCAUGCAUUAUAUAAUUAAUUUUUUUUUAUUAGCGAAUGAGGUAUAUAGUGAGAAUGGGAAAGGGAGAGAUAGAAGGAUAUUGCUGUUUGUAGUUAGUAGUUAGGAAGAGUUCUCUGAUGAAGGGGAUGUGACGUGCUGAAAAGGGCAAGAGAAUCUGUGUGUUAUUAUUCAUAGGACAGCUAGUAUCUAUACGUUUGUUAUUCAAAAAUGCAGAGACAGUAGAUAUGAGCAAUGCAUUGCAUUCUAUGUACGGGUACUUAUGAGAUGAGGAUUGUUAGUCCCUUGUUGAAGCUGUCACAAUCCCUCGUCUUUACACUUUA